Messenger RNA from Anolis carolinensis (green anole), 8738 nucleotides. RefSeq names its product von Willebrand factor (gene vwf). Gene Ontology annotation, biological process: cell-substrate adhesion; blood coagulation. NCBI's taxonomy places the organism in Eukaryota, Metazoa, Chordata, Lepidosauria, Squamata, Anolidae. Gene Ontology annotation, cellular component: extracellular matrix. The coding region runs from base 158 to 8542 and encodes 2794 amino acids. The record is from RefSeq and is a predicted model, not a curated record. The transcript has 52 exons. Gene Ontology annotation, molecular function: protein binding.
CUCUUUAGUGCCCAAGAGUUCAUGGCUUAUAUAACGGGAACAAAUAUCCAGUCCACACCACUCCAGCGUAACCUUAGGAAGGAGGCUUCAAGACCAGCCUUGACCGUUAAGGAAGCUCUUUCUUGAUGGGGAAUUGAACUUUUCCAGCAAAGCAAAGAUGAUAGGCUCCUGGGUCUUCAUAUUGCUUCUAGCAAUCCUGCUCCCAAAACUAGAUGGAACUGAAGUUGCACAGCCAUUUGGACACUGUAGUCUUUUUGGAAGUAACCACAUUAAAACAUUUGAUGAAUAUUUGUAUGAUUUUGCUGGUGACUGCAGCUAUCUUCUUGCCGGAGACUGUCAAAAGAGAUCCUUUUCACUCUUGGGUAACUAUGAGAAUGGAAAAAGAACAAGUCUUACUCUGUAUCUUGGGGAAUAUUUCGAUGUUCAUUUGUUUUUAGAUGGCACAGUGACUCUGAGUGACAAAAGGAUUCCAGUACCAUAUGCCUCUAAUGGAAUAUUUGUAGAAAAUGAGGCAGGUUAUUAUAAAUUAUCCAGUGAAGAGCAUGGCUUAGUAGUGAAAGCUGACAUCAGUGAAAACAUCCAGAUAUUCCUUGCAAACAGCCACUAUAAUAAGACUUGUGGGCUCUGUGGUAAUUUCAACACCUUUGCUGAAGAUGACUUAAUGACUCAGGAAGGGAUUCUGGAGGAAAACAGCUAUCAUUUUGCUAAUUCAUGGGCCAUGAACAAUGAAGAAAAAAAAUGCCGGCGAGUGGCCCCACCAAAUCAGACCUGCAACAUCACAUCUGAUAUGGCAGAUGAGAUCAGUGUAGAAAAUUGCCAGCUGCUAAGAGUUUCAACUGUUUUUUCCAAAUGUCAUCAUGUGGUUGAUCCAGAACAAUUUAUUAAUCUAUGUGAAGAAGACAUGUGCAGGUGUGCCCAAGACAAAAACUGCCAUUGCGCAGUUUUUCUAGAGUAUGCCAGGACCUGUGCCCAACAUGGUGUGAUUCUGGAACGAUGGACAGCAACCAGUGACUGCCGGAUACAAUGUCCAGUUGGCUUGGAGUACAAGGAAUGCACAUCCCCUUGUGCCAAAACUUGCCAGAGCUUAAAUGUCAAUGAAGUGUGUCAAGAAAAAUGUGUUGAUGGCUGCAGCUGCCCAGAGGGCAAGCUUCUAGAUGGAGAUGUCUGUGUUGACAGCUCUGAAUGUUCCUGCACACAUUCUGGCAAGCGUUAUGCUCCUGGCUCUUCUGUCUAUCAGGACUGCAAUUCAUGUAUUUGUAGGCAUGGCCUCUGGAUCUGUGACAAUGAACUCUGCCCAGGUGAAUGCUUUGUCACUGGCCAAUCUCAUUUCAAAAGCUUUGACAACAAGCAUUUCACAUUCAGUGGCAUCUGCCAUUAUGUAUUUGCUAGAGAUUGUGAGGAGAACAAAUUUUCUGUCUUUAUAGAGACAGUUCAGUGUGCAGACGAUCCUGAUGCGGUAUGCACCCAUUCAGUCUUUGUUCAACUUCAGGAUGAGAACUACACUAUUAAACUAAAACAUGGUGGCGGCAUCUCUUUGAAUGGGCAGGACAUACAACUUCCUUUCAUGCAAGGAGCUCUCCAUAUCUGGCACACUGUCAUGUCUGCUGUUCGCCUCAGCUAUGGAGAGAACAUGCAAAUUGAUUGGGAUGGUCAUGGAAGUCUUAUAAUGAAGUUGUCUUCAGAAUAUACUGAACGGACUUGUGGCUUAUGUGGUAAUUACAAUGGCGAUCAAGGAGAUGAUUUUCUGACACCUUCUGGCCUUGUCGAAACCCGUGUUGAAGACUUUGGAAAUUCCUGGAAGCUUAAAGGAGAUUGCCAAGAUUUGCAGAAACAAGACAGCAAUUCCUGCAGUCUCAGCCCUCAGUUAGCCAAGUUUGCGGAGAACUCCUGUUCAUUGCUGUUAUCUCUGCUGUUUCAACCAUGCCAUGACAAAGUUGAUCCUUCUCCAUACAUCAAGAAUUGCCACUUCGAUGUCUGUUCCUGUUCGGAUGGCAAGGACUGUUUAUGUGCUGCUGUCUCCACCUAUGCCCUGGCUUGUGCUCGCAGAAAUGUUCUCAUAAAUUGGAGGAAGCUAGAUUUUUGUGCUUUCAGAUGUCCAGAAGGUCAGAUUUACCAGCAGUGUGGGAGUCCAUGUAACCAAACUUGUCGAACCCUGUCAUAUCCAGAUACAGACUGCAGUGAAAUUUGUAUGGAAGGUUGCUAUUGUCCAGAUGGAUUAUACCUUGAUGAACAGGGAGGAUGUCUCCCCAAGUCACAGUGCCCUUGUUAUUAUGAUGGUGAGAUCUUCCAGCCUGAUGAUGUGUUCUCAGAUCAUCAUACCAUGUGUUAUUGUGAAAAUGGACUCAUGCACUGCAGCUCAAAGAAACUUCCAGGAGCUUUUCUGCCAGAUGUUUCCUUUCAGCAUCAUCCUUCAGCCAGAGUAAAACGAAGUUUGGCGUGCAGGCACCCCAUGACCAUGCUUGUAUGUCCUGCAAAUGAUCCAAGAGCUAAGGGAGUAGAAUGCAUGAAGACUUGCCAGACAUUAGAAUUAGGCUGUGUCAGUCACGGAUGUGUAUCCGGCUGCAUCUGUCCCUCUGGAAUGGUGCGGCAUGGAAACAAAUGCAUUGUGCCUGGAAAAUGCCCCUGUUUUCACAAUGGACAAGAGUAUUCUCCAGGACAGAGUGUUACACUAGAUUGCAAUACUUGUGUAUGCCGUGGUCAAAAAUGGGAAUGUACAGAAAACAUCUGUGACGGGACCUGCUCAGUCAUUGGUACAGCUCAUUACUUGACCUUUGAUGGACUGAAAUAUAAAUUUCCAGGGAACUGUCAAUAUGUACUAGUUCAGGAUUAUUGUGAUGACAAUGAUGUUGCUUCUGGAACCUUUAGAAUUCUUGUGGCUAAUGAGGGAUGUGGCUUCACAGGAGAGAAAUGCACUAAAAGGAUUACUAUUCUGAUUGACAGUGGAGAGAUUGAACUGUACAAUGGAAAUGUUAACAUCCUAACAUCUCCUAGAGAGGAAGCCAACUUUGAAGUCCUGAAGUCUGGGCGUUACUACAUUCUGCUACUGAGUAGAUUGAUCUCUCUAAUUUGGGACCAAGAUAUGGGAAUUAGUGUUAUUUUGAAAGAGAAUUACAAAGAUCAAGUAUGUGGCCUGUGUGGGAAUUUUGAUGGUAUCCAAAAUAAUGACUUGACAAGCAGCAGAAAGCAGCUUGAGGUGGAUCCAAAUGACUUUGGGAAUUCCUGGAAAAUUAAUUCGCAGUGUGCUGAUGUCAGAAAGGAGCAAACCCUGGCAUCUUCUUUGUGCAAUGGUAAUGUAGUGAAGCAAGUCAUGGUAGAGACUGCAUGCAGCAUCUUGACCAGUGAACUUUUCAAUGAGUGCAAAAAAAUGAUAGAUCCUGAACCUUAUAUGGAUAUCUGUAUGUAUGACACUUGUGCUUGCGAAUCCAUUGGAGACUGUGCCUGCUUCUGUGAUGCCAUAGCUGCUUACGCUCAUGCCUGUGCACAGAAAGGAGCAGUGGUACAUUGGAGGUCACCAAGCCUAUGCCCACAAAGUUGUGAAGACAUGAACAGGCAAGAAGAAGGAUACCAGUGUGAAUGGAGAUACAACAACUGUGGUUCUGCCUGUCCAAGAACAUGCCAGCACUUUGAUUCAGUGGCAUGCCCAGUGAAAUGUGUUGAAGGAUGCCAUGCCCAGUGUCCUGCAGGAAAAAUACUUGAUGAACUUUCCAACACCUGUGUUCACCUUGAAGAAUGUCCUGUAUGUGAAAUAGAAGGCCAUAGGGUUCCCCAUGGAAAGAGAAUCAUUUUGAACCCUGAAGAUACACAUCUCUGCAAAUCCUGUCAUUGUGUGGGACAAAACUUGACAUGUCACGCAUGCAGUCCAAAAGAAAGUGCUGAAAUCCUUCCCACCACCACAAUUGCUCCAGAAGAUGAGAUGAUAUAUGAAUAUUCAUGCAGCAAAAUGAUGGACCUUGCCUUCUUAAUUGAUGGUUCCAGUAGAAUUUCUGAGAGUGAUUUUGAACAGCUCAAAGCAUUCAUAAUUAGCACCAUGGAAAAACUCCACAUCUCUCAAAAAAGAAUUCGCCUGUCAAUCUUGGAAUAUCGUACUGGUUCACAUAUUUACCUUGGGCUAAAAGAUGUCAAAAAGCAAUCUCAAAUGAGGAGAAUUGUCCAAAAUAUAAAAUACACUGGUGGAGAUGUUGCCUCUGCAACGGAAGUACUUAAAUAUGUAGUAUUCCAUGUGUUUGGGAAGGCUCCCAGGACAAAUGCUGCUAGAAUGGCUGUGUUAUUUACAGCUAGCAAAGAUCCAAAGAGAGUUCAGACUAUCUUCCCACUUCUGAAAAAGAAAAAGAUUAUUGUAAUACCGGUUGGACUUGGACCACACAUAAGCAUUGAGCAAAUUCGACAAAUUGAAAAUCAGUCACCUGAGAACAAGGCCUUUAUAAUGAACAGUGUAGUUGAGUUAAGAGAACACCGAGAUGAAAUAAUUGACUACUUUUGUGGUCUUGUGCCUGAAAUAAGUUCUGUAUUUACUACACCCAACCCUGCUGCAACUCUUCCUACAGCGACAGUACCUGGAGUACGAGAGGCAAUCCCAACAGCCUUUACUUACAUUCACAAAACAAUCAACAUUGCUUUUUUAAUUGAAGGUUCUGACAAAGUUGGUAGGGAGAAUUUCAAUUUGGUUAAAGAAUUUAUUAUUCGCACAAUCAAAGAAAUGAAUAUGGAACAAGAAACCAUUUACAUUAUGAUACUACAGUACUCAUUCACAGUCACGGUUGAGUAUUCUUUCAAUGAAUUGCAGUCAAAGGAAGACCUGAUUAAAACAGUGAGGGAAAUUAAAUAUCGUGGAGGGAAUGCCACCAACACUGGAAAGGCUUUAAAUUUUAUCACCGAACAAACCUCGACUACAAGCCGUAGAGGAAAACGGCAAGCACCAGAGUUUGUUUACAUGGUGACUUCAAACUCUGCCACAGAUACCGUCUCUCGCCUACCUCAUGAUAUCAACCUUAUUCCUAUUGGUAUAGCUCCUAAUGUGAAUAUCCAAGAACUGCAACAGUUAAGUCAGCCGCACACACCAAUAAUCCUGGACGGGUAUAAUAAACUCCUGCAAGAAGGGCCUGACUUGGUAUUAAAAACAUGUUGCUCAAGAGAAGGAACCUGCAACAAACCAAUGGAUGUGAUAUUUCUUCUGGAUGGAAGCCCCAAUGUUGAUGAAUCACAGUUUGAGAAAAUGAAACGUUUUGUGAAAGCAUUUAUUGAACACACUGAUAUUGGCCAUACAGCAAUUCAGGUGGCUGUUCUUCAGUAUGGAAAUGUCAAUACUUUGGAAAUGUCAUGGAAAGUACCCCAAGAGAAGGCAAAUCUGUUGUCUAUAGUGAGUGCAAUACAUCGAAGAGACCAAGGCCCUGGCCAACUAGGGAAAGUGAUAGACUUCACAGUGCAGCAUGCCAUUUCUGAAAUCAACGGAGGUCGGCCCAAUGCUUCCAAAGCAAUAGUGAUUUUCAUAUCAGAUACAUCUCAAGACUCUGUCAACACUGCUGCAUAUUCUGCGAGAGUGAAUAGGAUAUCAUUGCUUCCCAUUGGGAUUGGAGACAGAUACGAUGUGAAACAACUACAUACUUUAGCUGGGCCAUCUGCAUCUGACAGGAUAAUUCAGCUGCAACAGUUUGAUGACCUUCUCACCACGGUUAUCUUGGGGGAAUUUGUCAAGAAACUUUGCACAGAAACUCUCCAAGAGUGCGUAGAUGAAGAUGGCAAUAUAAAGGCACCUGGUGACAAAUGGACAUUGGUGGAUCAAUGUCACACUGUGACAUGCUUACCAGGUGGCUAUACAACUUUGGAGAGCCACCGAAUUAAUUGUGAGAGGAUUGCUAGACCAACAUGUCAGAACGGACUUCCUGCUGUUAAGAUGGAGGAAACCUGUGGUUGCCGUUGGAUGUGUCCAUGCUCAUGCAUGGGAAGCCCAAGUAGAAAUAUUGUCACCUUUGAUGGACUGGAUUUUAGACUCGCAGGCAAUUGUUCCUAUAUGUUAUAUGAAGACAAAGAACAUGAUAUUCAAAUGAUACUUCAUAACGGACUCUGCACCUCAGCUCCAAAACUCAACUGCAUGAAUACCAUUGAAGUCAAGCAUAAGGAUUCAACAGUGGAACUGUCCAACGCCAUGACCGUUACUGUGAAUGGUAAAAUGGUUACUAUUCCUUAUGCCAAUGGUGAUAUUGAAGCAAAUAUCUAUGGUGCAAUAAUGCAUGAAAUACGGUUCUCUCAUCUGGGACAUAUCAUCUCCUUCACUCCAAGCAACAAUGAGUUUACACUCCAACUAAGUCCAAAAAGUUUUGCCUCCAAAAUGUAUGGUCUUUGUGGGGUUUGUGAUCAGAACACUGCCAAUGAUAUGGUAUUAAAGGAUGGCUCAGUAACAUCUGACAGUAGCACCUUCAUCCAAGAAUGGGCCAUUAAACAACCAGGGAAAUUCUGCGAAGUGAACAGACCUGACACAUGUGUUGAGCAUGCCACAUCCAAGUGCAGCAUUUUGUUGUCCAAUCAGUUUUAUGAAUGCCACCAAAUUAUUCCUCCAAACAUGUUCUAUACUGCAUGUGAAGAAAACAACUGCUAUGGAGAUGAAGUAUGUGAGAUUAUAUCAUCCUAUGCCCACCUCUGCAGAACACAAGGAAUCUGUUUGGACUGGAGAUCUUCAGAGUUCUGUGCUAUGAAAUGUCCGACCUCAUUGAUAUAUGACUACUGUCAAAAAGAUUGCACAAAACACUGUGAGAAUGGUACCACCACUGAAGUCUGCAUGGAUUAUCCUAUGGAAGGUUGCUUCUGUCCAGAUGGACAAAUUAGCUUAAAUGGCAGUUGUGUUCAUGAAGAGACCUGUACUCAAUGUGUCAGUGAAGAUGGAAGCCAUCACAAGCACUUGGAAACAUGGAUUCCUUCUGAAGAACCCUGCAAGAUCUGUGUGUGCCUGGACAAUAAAAUUACAAAUUGCACCCUUCAGACCUGUCCACCUACCAAAUCUGUUAUUUGUGGUCCCUGUGAAGUUCCAAAGUUAUGGACAGAUUCUGAUCAAUGCUGUCCAGUCUACAAAUGUGUCUGUGAUCUUGACACGUGUAGACUGCCUCCUGUACCUCAUUGUAAAGAUGGUCUUCAGCUUGUACAGACAAAUUUUGGAAAAUGUAGACCAGAUUAUGCUUGUGUGUGCAAAAAAGAGGCAUGCAGUCUGCCACCUGCUUUUGCAUGCCCACCACACCGGAAACUUACUGUGAUGAAGACUCAGUGCUGUGAUGAAUAUCAGUGUGCUUGUAACUGUGUCAAUUCAACGGUGACCUGCCCUGCUGGGUAUUUGUCAACAUCUGUCACUAAUGACUGUGACUGUAUAUCCACCACUUGUAUUCCAGACAAGGUUUGUGUACAUCAUAACAUUGUGUAUCCUGUUGGAAAGACUUGGGAAGAAGGAUGUACAGAAUGUUCCUGCACAGAUAUGGAAGAUGCUGUUACAGGACUUCGAAUUGCAGAAUGCCUUGAGAAAAAGUGCACAAAUAUUUGUCCUCUGGGGUAUAAAUACUUCAACAAAGAAGGAUCCUGCUGUGGGAAAUGUUUCAAGAUCAUGUGUGAUGAGAUCUUACACUCACCUCGAGGAGAUGCAAAUGAAGAUGUCCAUUGGCACGAAGUGGGUUCUGAGUGGCAAUCCCUUUCAAACCCAUGUAUCAUAAAAGAAUGUGUUCGAGUGAAUGAGGAAGUCUUUAUUCAAACAAAGAAUGUCACAUGUGCACAGAUGGAAUCUCUUGAUUGCCCAUUUGGAACAGAGCUGCACUGUGACCAAAAGACUGGUUGCUGUCCCACAUGCCAUUGUGAACCUGUGAAUGGCUGUGUUUUGAAUGGAACUAUUAUUGAGGCAGGAAAACAAGUCUUAGUGGAUGAAUGCACCAGCUGCCAGUGCAGCCUCCAGAGUGGAUUAUCUUUGAAAUAUAAAUUGACUUGCGGAAAAAAACACUGUGAACCUUGCCCCAAGAAUUACAGAGAGGAAAAAGUCCCUGACUCUUGUUGUGGGAAAUGUUUACCAACUAUGUGUGCCAUACAGCUGAGGAACAGAACCAUCUUGUACCUAAAGCCAAAUGAAAUGAUCCAGGAUGAUUGUGACAGCCAUUCUUGCAAAGUCAACAUGAAAGGAGACUUCAUCUGGGAAAAGAGGAUAACUGGCUGCCCCCCAUUUGAUUCAAAUAGAUGUCUGGCUGAAGGAGGUAAAAUUGCAAAAAUUGAGAACACCUGCUGUAAGACAUGUGUAGAGCCGGAGUGCAAAGAAGUCACAGGGAGGCUGGAAUAUGUGAAAGUGGAUGAUUGUGUGAAUGAAAACCAGCUGAAUAUCCAUUAUUGUGAGGGGAAAUGUGCAAGCAAAGCCAUUUAUAACAUUACAGUGAAUGACAUUGAAGAUAAAUGCACCUGUUGUUCUGCUACAGUGAAAGAUUCGAUGCUGGUGCCCCUCCGCUGUGCCAAUGGCUCCAUAGUACAGCAUGAAGUUUUCAAUGCCAGACAGUGUGAAUGUCUCUCACGGAAAUGCAUGCCUUGAAUAUACUUAAGAGCUAAUGCAUGACAUUUCUUUUAUCCAGCUGCCAAGGAACUUGCAAUCUGAUUCUAAUUUUCUUUGGGUGGUUUCUUUUUGGCAUUUGAUACUGUUCUUCUAACCAAAACAUUCAGUUUAACAAAACCAAGCAAUAAACUUUAACAAUAAACUCAUUUAGUUGCAAUAAACUGAUUUAGCUGCA